Molecule: messenger RNA, 11011 nt
Organism: Antechinus flavipes (yellow-footed antechinus)
Lineage: Eukaryota; Metazoa; Chordata; Mammalia; Dasyuromorphia; Dasyuridae
Gene: SALL2
Product: spalt like transcription factor 2
Exons: 3
Coding region: 262-3594 (1110 amino acids)
Biological process (GO): regulation of transcription by RNA polymerase II
Cellular component (GO): nucleus
Molecular function (GO): DNA-binding transcription factor activity, RNA polymerase II-specific; RNA polymerase II cis-regulatory region sequence-specific DNA binding
Source: RefSeq, a predicted model, not a curated record
CCCCUUUCCCUGCAUUUUCCCUAAGCAGCUCCUCUUCCUCCUCCUCUUCUUCUUGCUCCGCCUCCCCUUCCCUGCUUGUCUCCCCCCGCUCCCCUUGCUCCUCCCCGCCCCCCUCGCCAUAGCUGCUUCGCUGCUGCCGAGCUCCAUCUCUGCAGUCAAGACGCCUGGGUGCAGAGGCUGCCGCAGCUACCGCGGCCGCUGCCACCUCCUCCCCUCCCCCAUUCCCAUCCCUAUUGUCCCCCCAAUUCCUGCACCCCCAUCAUGGCGCACGAGGCCGGAAGGAGUUCUCGUCCAGGGGGACCCUGUGGCGAACUGCGGGCUGAGCCCAGAGGUGACACUGGUGACGAGGACCAGCCCCAAGUCUGUGCCAAGUGUUGUGCCCAGUUCACUGAUCCAACUGAAUUCCUCACUCAUCAAAAUACGUGUUGUACUGAACCCCCAGUAAUGGUCAUCCUCGGAAGCCAGGAGAAUUCUAGGUCAAACUCCUCCUCCUCUUCUUCUGAAGUUCGACCAGAAAGCCAAGACAGCCCUCAGAUUAUGGAUACAGAACACAGCAAUCCACCUGAUCCUGGGCCCUCAGUACCCCCAGACACCAGCUGGGGGUCAGAGCGGGGCCGAGAAGAAUCUUCAGAUCACUUUCUCAUCACCACCACAGGAGCUAGUUCAGCUGGUGGUGGGGGGGGCCUGAUUUUGGCCAGCCCCAAGCUGGGAGCAACCCCUUUAGCUUCUGAGUCUACCCCUGCACCCCCUCCACCACCACCUCCUCCCCCUCCUCCUGGAGCAGGUAGUGGUCAUUUGAACAUCCCCUUGAUACUUGAGGAACUCCGGGUCCUGCAACAGAGACAGAUCCACCAAAUGCAGAUGACAGAGCAGAUCUGCCGUCAAGUGCUCCUGCUGGGUUCCUUGGGUCAGUCAGUGGGUGCUACUGCCAGUCCCUCAGAACUACCUGGCACAGGUGCAACUACAUCUUCCAAGACCCUGCUACCCCUCUUUAGUCCCAUCAAGCCUGGCCAGACAAGUAAGACACUUACACCAUCUUCUUCCUCUUCCUCCUCUUCCACCUCUGGGACAGAAGUACCUAAGCCAGCCUUCUUCCACCUUUAUCACCCACUGGGGGCACAGCACCCCUUUUCUAGCAGCGCGGUGGGGCGAAGCCACAAAACUACCCCUACUCCAAACCCUUCCCCAGCACUGCCAGGCACCACAGACCAACUGAUCACCUCUCCCCACCUGGCAUUCCCUGGUACCACAGGAUUGCUGGCAGCACAGUGCCUGGGGGCAGCCCGGGGCUUGGAAGCAGCAUCUUCCCCAGGUCUUCUGAAACCGAAGAAUGGUAGUGGUGAGCUGGGCUAUGGAGAAGUGAUGGGCCCCUUAGAGAAGCCUGGUGGGCGACACAAGUGCCGCUUCUGUGCCAAGGUAUUUGGUAGCGACAGUGCCCUACAGAUCCACCUUCGCUCUCACACAGGUGAGAGACCUUACAAAUGCAAUGUCUGUGGCAAUCGCUUCACCACCAGAGGCAAUCUAAAGGUCCAUUUCCACCGCCACCGAGAGAAGUACCCUCAUGUACAGAUGAACCCACACCCAGUACCAGAACACCUGGACUACGUCAUUACAGGUAGUGGUCUCCCCUAUGGCAUGUCCGUGCCUCCAGAGAAGGCUGAGGAGGAAGCCGCUUCAGGGGGUGCGGAACGUAAGCCACUGUCAGCUUCUGCCACAGCACUCACUGCCACGGAGAGCCUAACCCUGCUCUCCACCUCUGCAGGCACGGCCACAGCUCCAGGGCUCCCAGCCUUUAAUAAGUUUGUGCUCAUGAAGGCAGUGGAACCAAAGAACAAAGCAGAUGAGAACACCCCACCUGGAAGUGAAGGCUCAGCUGUUGCCGGAGGAGCAGAAACUGGUACAGCAACUAGGAUGCAACUGAGUAAACUAGUAACAUCUUUACCUAGCUGGGCCCUGCUGACCAACCACUUCAAGAGCACUGGUGGCUUCCCUUUCCCAUAUGUGCUAGAGCCCUUGGGGGCUUCUCCUUCAGAGACCUCCAAGUUGCAGCAAUUGGUGGAAAAGAUUGAUGGCCAGGGAGCUGUCGGGGCCAUCUCGACUGCCUCAGGGGCCUCUACCACCUCUGCCCCUGCAGUGUCUUCUUCAUCCUCCUCAGGCCCUAAUCAGUGUGUUAUCUGCCUUCGAGUGCUGAGUUGUCCCCGAGCCUUACGACUCCAUUAUGGGCAGCACGGCGGGGAGAGACCCUUCAAAUGCAAAGUGUGUGGUAGGGCCUUCUCUACUCGGGGCAAUCUUCGGGCCCACUUUGUAGGUCAUAAAGCUAGUCCAGCUGCCCGGGCCCAAAACUCUUGCCCCAUUUGUCAGAAGAAAUUCACCAAUGCCGUCACUCUGCAGCAACAUGUCCGUAUGCACCUGGGUGGGCAGAUCCCCAAUGGGGGCACCAUGCUGCCUGAAGGUGGGGUAGCUACAAAGGAAAGUGGAGCGGAACAGUCUUCGACACAAGUGGCAGGAGUCUUCUCACAGCAGCAGCAGCAGCAGCAGCAGCCACUGCCACCACAGCAGCAGGGAUCCCCAGAAGAGGAACUGUCUGAAGAAGAGGAGGAGGAAGAGGAAGAAGAGGAGGAAGAUAUAACAGAUGAGGAUUCCUUGGCAGGGAGGGGCUCAGAGAGUGGUGGUGAGAAGGCUGUUUCCAUGAGGGGGGAUUCAGAAGAAGCAUCUGGUCCAGAGGAUGAGGCAGCAACCUCAACAGCAGCAGCAUCUGGAAAGGAGAUGGACAGUGGUGAGAAUCCGACCCAACAACCUUCCCUGCCUUUAGCUGGCAACCUGGAGGAACCUCAGCCCACAGAUCAUGGAAGCAGUGAACCUACAGGAGGCAUCGAAGGGGGGGAUGGACAAGCAGAGGGGAAUAGCAGCCCAACUUCAUUGCUCUCUCCAGAAGGAGAAGUAGUCAGUGCUGUCAUAGCAGAGGGACAAGGCAUGCAGGAGGCCAGAAGGAAAGAGCAUGGGGAGAGCAUGAGCAGCAGCAGUAAGAGGUCCUGUGGGGUAUGUGGCCAGUCCUGUCCCAGCCAGGCAGCCCUGGAGGAGCAUCACAAGGCCCACAGCAAGGAAGGCUCACUCUUCACCUGCAGCAUCUGCAAGCAGGGCUUCCCUGAGCGGGCCACCCUCAAGAAGCACGUGCUGCUGGCACACCACCAGGUGCACCUGAGCACCCACGUUUGGAAUUGCAGCCCAGCCCGAAGGGGCCGGCAUCUGUCCCUGGAGGGCCCCAUGCCCCUCCUCUCUGGUGGCCGGGUCAAGCUACAGGACUUCCUGCCCCGGGACGUCCCUACCCAAUUGGUGGGGGUGGGCCCCCUAUCUUUUUGGAACCAGUACACAGCUUUCCUGUCAAGUGGCCUGGCCUCUAAACCCCCGGGUUCCAGCUCCACCUCUACCACCACUGCUGCCCUGGCAACACCUGCCCUGUUUGGUCCAGAAAUUGUGUCUGGGAAAUCAUCUCCAGUAGUAGGAUCCAGUGAGGCCAAGAAGACCACCCCCCUCAUAUUCCAGCCUCCUGCAUCCAAGACUAUACCUGAGAAGCCAGGCAGAGAAGAGAAGUAGCAAACUGCAGUGCCCCUCACCCUAUUCCAGCAGGUGCCAGCAAUUUGCAGUGGUUCGUGGCUUAGCACGGUGGGAUGAGAAGACAUGAAGGGUAUGCUAACCCACAGGUCUCGAGAGCCACAUUUCAGCAAGGAGCCUGGUGGGUAUGGCAGGACAUAUCAGCCUGCCUUCUCCUGACUGUGGCCUCACAGAGGCAUUGGAGAAUGGCAGCUUCUCAUCUUGAAGCUUUCCCAAUGUAGGGUUUGGGAGGGUGCAAGUUUGACUUAUUUCUGGAAAGAGCAGUUGAGGGUUUAGGGUGGGUGGUUCAUGGGCAGGGACAUGAGGGUAAUAAGAAGAGCAUUGGACCUGGUAUGAACUCUUGUCAUUCUGGAUUUGGGAUAUGUAUCUGAAGGAGGGAAUCUCAAUCCAGAUUGGAUGGCUCUAGAGAAUGUUUGACUAUAGUAAUGACACAAGGUGCAAAAGUGCACAGAGGGCAGUGUAACAAGUCCCCUCAAACUGGUAUGUUUCCAGUUUAUUAGAUUUCUCCCCUUCCCCUAGAUUCUACUUUUCUCCUAAUAUCCUUCUCUCUAAACUCUUCCUCUUCCCCAUGGACCAUGGACCAGGGCUUGUGUCUUCAUUACUAUCUGGCUCUCCCAGAGACCCAGACUUUGGAAACCAGCUCCUGGAGAUGUAUGCCCUUCUCCUUCCUCCUGUAACAGACGAGAUGUAGUAUUUACUCUUAACAUAGGAUCAUGUGGAAACGACCUCCAGAAGAGGAGUAGUUGUCAGAAGUCCUGCCAUCGAGGGAUGUGAAUGGCAGCUUCUUCUUUAAAACUGUAGGCUAACAUAGUGAAAUAUGCAGGGCAGACAGGGGAGAUAUUAGUGUCUUUCUCUCUAUCAUUAAAGGUGUUUUGACCAAGCAUUUGUGUUGUUUGCUCCUUGUGAUUCAGAUUGUUUAGCACAAGCAGUCUGUGUGCUAUACCACUCUCUCCCUCUCCCCUUCUGUCCCCCUUUGCCUGAAUUGAGCAUGUGGUAUUAAUGUUUCUUAUGUCCAAUCUUAAAACUAUUAUAACUUCUAGAAUGGGAAUGUUCCCUCCCUCUACCUUAUCCUUAAAAGGUAGGAAAUUUUCAUUCUCUAUUCUUUCCCAUCUCAGGUGUUUUCUUUGCCAUUAUACAAACCUAGGAUCUUCUGACACUACUCUGUAUGAAAAGGGAGCUACUUUAUUACAGUUAUCUGAUUUAUCCCCAAACCUCUAGUUGUUAUUAGGUCAGCUAAAGGAAUCAAGAAGGUGAACUGAUUCUCUUAUUUCUUGAAAUAAAGAAACAAAAAAAAAAAAACCUAUGAAAUUAUGUGAAAUAAAUUAAUGAUUUAUAAAUAAGUGGCUUUACUCCUACUGCUUUCUCAAAAAAUAAUGUGAUAUCUCCAAAGCUAUUGAGUGGGGUAGAGAGCAGAGGCAUCUCAUGGCCAGGAUGAAGUAGCUAUUUUCUACCUCAGUCUCAGGGUAAAGUCGAAAUUCUGAUUUGGAGGAAUUAUUGAAACAUUUUUUGACUUCAUUGCCUUGCUUCUCCAGAGAGAAUCUUCAGGUCUCUAAGUGGGCAUUUGAAGCAUACUUCAGAUUUAAGUAGGAGCUCCUGUUGUGAGCCCAGCUCCAAGACAAAAGGGAAGGAGGUGAGUAAAUCUAUUCUUUGCUUAAGCUCAGGCCUAAGCAAUGAAUAGGUAUUGGAUUCCAGUUGGCCUCACCGGAGCUGUAUUAUUUCCUUUUAAAAAUACAACUGGUGAAUGGAAAAGACCCGGAGUCCCAUGAGGUCCAGAAUAAGGAAAUGGCUCCUAUCCCUUUAAUUCCUGGCAAAGCUUUGUGUGUCUCUUGUUCCCUUCCUUUUUCAUUCUCGCUAAGGAAGGAGGUGGGUCAACAACCCCUUCCAUUCUCUCUACUUUCCUCACUCUCAUUGGUUACAGAUAAUGUUAUUUAACUAAUUAAACCUGACUUGCCCUCUGUUGAGGUGCCAGCUCUCAUGGCAACAGCUGUCUGUGAGGCUUCUAUUGAUGGACACUUCCUUACUUCAGGUCAGUUUUAAUCCCAGCAAAGCUCUCUUUCUGCCUCCCCACCCCCUCUCCCACUGUUCCAUUUUAUUUUUCUCCUCUGUUUGCUUCUUCAUUCUUCAAGUCAUUUUUCCCCCUCUUUAUUCAUUCUCUUCCUUCCUAUCCUAUCUUCCCACCCUUUACUAUUAUUUCAGCCCAGUCCUUUUCUAUAUCUUCAGUUUUACCUUAUUCCUUUUCUCCAUGAGUUACUUAUUUUCCUCCCUUCCCCCUUCCAGCUCCUCCUUUCUCACAGAGGUUUUUUUUUUUUUUUUUUAAAUCUAGUCAGCCCUUUGGAAAGUGUAUGUUCCCUAAUUUAGUGGCCUGGGUGAGUGAAUGACUGAAACUUAUAAAGCUUACAUUGUUUCUAAUCUAUCCAGAGAAUCUUUUUUAAAAAAAUCAAAUAAUCAAAAUUAAAAAUCAAAGUAAUGAUACACCAUAUAAUGAAGAAGCAGGGUUGUGUCUUUCAGAUGGAUAUGUUUAAAAAUAAAAAGAAAAACAUAUACUGUACUUGAUAUUGGCACAGUUGUAAAGAAUUCUAUAUGCUCCAGAAUGGCAAAAAUAAAAUAGAGAGUAGCUUCUGAGGAAAAUGGAAAAAGCAGAAAACAGUAAGACCUCUAUCACCCCCUUUUGGGGCACACCUACCCUGGCUCCUGUUGCUCCAGAAAGAUAUAGGAUGUUAAUUCAGAAAUGUGUUUCCAUGGAUUGAACUUCCCCUUUAUAUCCUACUCAUUCUAGCAUUCCCAUCUUCAGGAAACAGCACAAAGCAAUGAAAGAGUGCUGAAUUUGGCAUUAGGGAACCUGAAUUUUGUGCCACUUACUACCCAUGUGAUUUUCUUCUGUUUCUCAUAUGUGCAACAAGGGUAUUGGACUAUAUGGCCUUUACCAACUCUUCAAAUUCUAAAUCUUUGCUAUGAUGAGCAUCUGCUCCAGAUAAAAUUGCCUCUUAAAGAUUCCUCUUUCACCUAAAACUACUAAAUCUUUGAAGAAAGAUAAAUCCCCAGUAUUACAUUUUCUCUUUUGAUGAAUCUAUUAAUGAGAUUUCUUCCACAUCUACAAAAAACUCCUCCCUUAGAACAUAUUAGCUCUCAUCGCCUUCUAACCUUUGAAUCAAUCAAUGAACAUUUAUUUAGCUCCUACCAUGUGCCAGGUACUUUGUUAAGCACAGGGGACACAACAAGAGGCAAAAGGCAGAUUUUGCCAUCUAGGAGCUUACUAUCAAAUGGGGGAGACAAUAUGCAAACAAAUACAAAACAAAAUAUAUACAGGAUAAAAAGGAAAUAAUUAACAGGGGAAAUGUACUGGAAUUAACAGCAGUUGGGGAAGGCUUUCCUGAAGAUGGGAUUUUGUUCGUGAUUUAAAGGAAGUCAGGAGUUAAUAAUUGGAGUAGAAGAUGCUAAGUAUUCCAAGCCUGGGAGACAGCCAGAGAGAACACCUGGAGCUGAGAGAUGAAGUAUCUCAUUUGCAGAACAGCCAGGAGGCCAAUGUCACUAGAUCAAAGAGUAAAUUGAGGAGUAAGAUACAAAAAGACUGGAAAGGUGGGAGGGACUAGGCAAUGUAUGGUUUUGAAUGUCAACAAAAUGUGUUUGUUCUUAAAUUCGAUAGAAAAUCAGGAGUUAAGAGGAUUGAAGGAUUGACAUAAUUGGACUUGCAUUUUACAAAAAUCAUUUUUUAGUAGCUGAAUGGAGGAUAGAUUAAUAUCUAUAAAAUAGUGCCAAUAAUAGCACCUACCUCCUAAAGUGAUCAUGAGGCUCAAGUGAGAUAAUUUUUUAAAAGCGCUUUGAAAACUUUCAAGUGCUAUUACUAUUUUCUUAAAGAAAAAAAAAAGUAAAUGUGUCACUGUUGGCCAUGUUUCUGAGAAUCAAUAAUAUAAAAAAAUUAGGAAAGAAAAAAAGAAUACAUAGUACCAGAGAACUGAGCAUAUCUGCUAAAGGUGAGAAAAGUAAAAGUUUAAGGUCUGUUGUUAGUUUGAGUGACCAAAUGAAUGAAGUAGAGGUAAAGAUGGUAAAGGUGUAGCUAGGUGGCACAGUGGAUAAAACACUGGGACCUUAAGUUAGGGAAGAAUCAUUUUCCUGAAAUCAAAUCUGGCCUCAAAUACUAUCUGUGAGACUCUGGAUGAGUCACUUAACGCUUCAAUUUCCUCAUCUGUGAAAUGAUCUGGAGAAGAGAAUGGCAAAUCAUUCAUCUGUAUCUCUGCCAAGAAAAGCCCAAAUGGAAUUAAGAAGAGUUGGAUAUGAGUGAAAAAAGAUAGAAAGAGGAAUAGAAGUGAAUGGAGUAUAUCUUUGAUUGCUUGGAGCAAAUGGACAUAUUUCUUGGUCAGAAAAGGCCUGAUAUGAAAUCUUUCAUGGUACCAAAAGAAGCAGCAUGAAUAAAUGCUUUGAGCGAAUCAAAAGUCCAAAUGAUUGUGGGAAAAUCACUUAACCUCUAUGAGCCUUUGUUUUCAUAUAUGUAAAUAGGAAUAGAUUGGCUGUUAAGAUUCCUUUCCAAUUUUAUAUAAUUCUAAAACCUCUGUAAUUUUACAAUGAACUAUUUUUAGCUAAAUAUACAGAAAAAUCUGGUUUUCUUAGCUUAUCCCACAUCAUCCUAAACUUUAAAAAAAGUUGCAUUUACUAUUAUCAACCAUACAAUUUUCCUAUGACACAUAUAAAUUCAUAUAAAAUGGUAGAAUGCAAUUUCUCACUAGCAAGGAAAGAUGUCUAUUUUAACUUUAGACCUUUGGGUCAGUUCCCCUUUCAGUGUGGAAAUUUCAACAAGAAGGAACAGAUAUCUUCCUCUUACCCUUCCCUCCCCAUUGAGAGAGAGAGAGAGAGAGAGAGAGAUGUUUUGUUUUUUUUGCUGAGGCAAUUGAGGUUAAGUCACUUGCCCAGGAUCAUACAGAGAGGAAGUGUUAACUGUCUGAGGUCACAUUUGAAUUCAAGUCUUCCUGACUUCAGGGCUGGUGCUCUAUCCUCUGUGCUACCUAGCUACUCCCUAUUUAUAUAUUUCAAAAGACAUUUGCCCAACUAAGAAACCUAGGUUCAGGGACUUUGAUGGAACAAACUUUUCUUCCCAACAUUUCUCACAAUUUUUUUGCAAUUUCUCUCAAAUUCUAUGUCCCUUCCUUUCCACGUUAAAUACCACUAACCAAUUUUUAAGCCCUAAUUAUCUGAUACCUAGACUACUGCAAUACUUUAAUUCAUCAAAUAUCUAAGUUUCUUACCCUUUGCAAAUAUAUGGUGCUUAUUAAUGUACACACACACACACACACACACACACACAAAAAUACAAAAGGAACUACUCUCAAGAAACUUGAAAUCUAAAGGACAGUAGGUAGAAAGGAAGAGGUUAGGGAGAAAGGAAAUUUAAAAAUAGCUGUCAUACAAGGAAGACUGGCAAGUUUCAAAGAGAUGUCCAAGCUAUGUCCUGUAUAAAAUUAAGUAUCCAUGUUUCCUCAUUUUUUUCUGAUAAGCCAUUCUGGGCCUCCUGGACAGAUUAAUCUUCCUAAAGCAUUGCUCUGAUCAUAUCAUUCUAUUAAAAAUAUCCAAUUAUUUCACAUAGCCUAAGUAAAAUCCAAUUAACUUUACUAAAUAAAAUCCAAAUAUUCAAAACCUUCCAAAGUCUUCCAAAACGCCUCUUCUCUUUAAGCCCUUACUUUUAUAGUUUGUUCUUUACUUCUAAAUGGGAAUCUCAUGCUUUAAUCAUUCAGGAAUACUGUGUCCCAUACAAAAUCUCUUUUCCACUUUUGUGUCUUUGCUCACACCACAUCCUAUUUCUAGUACCCAUUUUUCUCACAUAUUUGCCUACUGAAAGGAAAUGCUAGUUCUUCAAGAUACCAGCUGAAGUGCUAAAACACUAAAUCUUUCAAAUGUUUAUUUGAUGUUUUUGUUAUUAAAUGAACAUUCUUUCCCAAAGUAGCUAGUUUAUUCCACCAAUAUGAUACGUUUUGCAUAUUCAAUAUAAAUCAAUUCACCUAUUGAUGAUCUAUGAUGUUCUAUUAAAUCCUAUACUAGGUAUAUAUAUAGAGCAAUACGACAAAAAAAGAAGUUGAGGCGGCUAAGUGGCACAAUGGAUAGAGCACCAGCCCUGAAGUCAGGAGGACUUGAGUUCAAAUCUGGCCUCUGACACUUAACACUUUCUAUCUGUGUGAUCCUGGGCAAGUCACUUAAUCCCAAUUGCCUCAGCAAAAAAAAAAAAAAAAACAGGGUCAAGUCACUUAAUCCCAAUUGCCUCAGCAAAAAAAUAAAAAAAAAUAAAUAAAAUCUUUUUUUCUCAAAAAACUUAUAUUUUACAUAAUACCAUGAAUUGUUCUUUUCCCUAGUAGAUACCCUGCUAACAGAAUGUCUCACACAGAGAAAGAUUUAAUAUUUAUUGAAUGAAUGAAUGUUAAAAUAAAUACUCCAGUGAAAGGUGGAAAUUAAAACUCACCAAAUUGCCUAGCAUAAUACCACAUUUAUUUAAUAGUUAUUAAGCUUUUUUGAAUUGUGUGGCAUAAUUGCUCCUUCUAUUUAAGUGCUAUCUUCAAAGUUACCAAGGAUCCUUAUGUCUUUUUCUCAAUUCUUAUCUACACCAACUAGCUACCCCUUCUCUAGUUUUUUUGUGACACUUAUUCUCUCUUUUCCUGUUUGACUGUUCCUUCUCAAUCUCUGUUGCUAAUUUACCCAUUUCAUUCCCACUAAUUGUGAGUUUUCCCCAAGACUCUGGCCUGGAUCCUCUUUUCUUCUCCUUCUAUACUAUUUUAAAGGGUUAUCUCAUCAGAUUUCAUACAUUCAAUUAUGAAAUCUAUGGAAAUGAUUUUUCACAUAAAAUUACCCAGUCAUAAUCUUUCUCCUGACUUAUAGUCUCAAAUCACCAUUUGCCAUUGGACAUCUUAGAUGUCUCAUAAAAUAUUUCAAUCACAACAAAUCCAAUAUUAAACCUAUUAUCUUUCUCCAGAACUUUCCCCUUUUCCAAACUUACCUAUUAUUGUCAAGGAACAUCUCAGUCACUCGGGCUUGUAGCUUCAGUCUUAUCUAUAAAUUUUCACUCUCACCCGUCUAUUGUCAAAAUUUAUCAUUUCUACCUUUACAAAAUCUUUCACAUCUUGAAUCAGUUUUGACCAUGUUAUUUUUUCUACUCAAUAAACUCUCAUGGCUUCCUAUUAUCUCCUGUGUCAAAUAUAAAAAGUUGAUAUUUAAUGUUCUUCACAACCUACCCCCUUCCGGUUAAUUGUGAAUUCCACUAGGGAGCUUGUUUUUUCCCUUGUUAAUUGUUAAAACCCCUUUCCUUGCUAACUAUAUAUUCUCCCAAAUCUAUUUCCUAUUUACCACUCCUGGUGUCUGUUUUAUCUCUUCAUUUUGUAUGUAUCCUCUUCUUGUAAAUAAAGGCAACUUUUGGCAAAGAGAA